Striga asiatica is the source of this 306-nucleotide messenger RNA. The record is from the annotation of a GenBank genome assembly. NCBI's taxonomy places the organism in Eukaryota, Viridiplantae, Streptophyta, Magnoliopsida, Lamiales, Orobanchaceae.
UUGCCAACGAUCUCGUCAUGCCGCUCAAGCCUCCACUAUGAUGCCACCGCCUCUCAGGAACAUCGUCUGAGCCCAAGAAACCACACGAUACCCAAUCAAUUUUUCGGCACUGAUUUUGAUAUUCGUCUGGCUAACAACAAAUGCCGGACCGAGUACACCCUGGCCAUGGACCUAUUAGUUAGAGCCAAAAGGAGUGUGCAAAUCGUCAAGGUGGCCGUGAAAGCUGAAAUUCCGGCAAACAGAGGCGGCAACCUGCUUCAGAAUCGUCACAUCGCCGUCGUUUCGGUCUCGAUGAACGGUCGAUGA